AAAAUGUGUCUGUCUUGUAAAGCUAGCUGAGGAUCUGAUAGGUACCGUCGGUAACCACAGCAGCGGCCACAUGAUGCUCUGCAGGAGGAAGAACUUUUUCAGAAGUUGGUUUUAAGAUAAGGUACAAGCAGUUUGAAAAUGUUGCACACGCUUCUUACACGUGCAGAUAAGUUCUCUGCUCUGGACUGGAAAUACUGGCGGUAAGAAAACUUGUUUGACUCGCCUUGAACUGCGUUUGAAGGACAAAACGAUGAAUAAUCAAUCGAUGACAGGGAGGACCAUGGUCCCGACCAUUCCGUCUAUUAUGUUCAUUUUCGGGGUGGUUGGGAAUGUCAUCGCCAUCGUGGUUCUUUGUAAAUCUCGCAAAGAACAGAAAGAAACCACGUUUUACACGCUUGUGUGUGGACUGGCAGUCACGGACCUCCUGGGCACACUGUUGGCCAGUCCGGUCACCAUCGCCACUUAUGUGAAAGGAUCAUGGCCCGGAGGGGACCCGCUGUGCCAGUAUUUUGGAUUCACUUUGCUUUUCUUCUCUCUGGCGGGACUCAGUAUCAUCUGUGCUAUGUCGGUGGAGAGAUACAUCGCUAUAAACCAUGCGUACUUCUACAAUGACUAUGUGGACCAGAAACUGGCGGGUUUGACUCUCCUGGCGAUCUACAUCUCCAACGCGCUUUUCUGCGCCCUGCCGAUUAUCGGCUUUGGACAGGUGAAGAAACAAUAUCCGCAAACUUGGUGUUUUUUAGAGUGGAGGAGCAACAAGACCAGCGAUGCCGCCUACUCCUACAUGUAUGCAGGUUUCAGCUCUCUUCUCAUUUUCGCCACUGUUAUCUGUAACGUGCUGGUGUGUGGGGCUUUGAUCCGGAUGCAUCGGCGCUUCGUGCGCAGGAUGUCGCUGGGAACCGAUCUGGGGCGCACCGUGAACAUGGAGCCGCCGAGGAGAGGACGCAGCUUUGGACGUCUGGCCGGUGCAGAGAUUCAGAUGGUCAUUCUGCUCAUAGGCACGUCGGCAGUGGUGCUUAUCUGCUCCAUCCCACUUGUUGCUCAGGUGUUUUUGAACCAGCUGUAUAAGACUCCAGUGGAGCUACGUUUGGACAAAAACCCUGAUCUUAGAGCGAUACGCUUCGCCUCCUUCAACCCCAUUCUUGACCCCUGGAUCUACAUCCUGCUCCGCAAGGCUGUUCUUCUCAAGCUCAUUGAGAAAAUCAAGUGCUUAUUUUGCAAGAUGGAAGCACGGGGGCAACAGAGACAGGGGAACUUUAACUGUAUAGACGCUCAUCAACUCUCCUCGGUCAUUUCUAAUCGGGACUCACAUUCCCUGGUUUCCCAUGACCUGCGAGACUUCUCCAGCAGCUCCCAGACCUUCCUCUACCUGCCAGAGGGGAGUGAAGUGUAUAAAGGAAGCUGCCAUAAAGUAGACAGAGUCUCUAGUUCACAGCCUUCAUCUGACAGAAACUCAAGAGCUUCUUAUUCGUCUGAGCGAGGCAGCAUUGAUGCUCAGAGCAGAGAAGGGACAGAUGUUAUCAGGGACCUCUCAGCUCUGCCAUGCCCAAAAGACCAAGCACUUCAGGUGUCGCUGAGCACUCAGACAGUGGAGGAGAAAUGCAUCUGACUUAACUCUGAAUUAGGAGAAAGUUCUCAGUUCGCUCUGGGGUAGCUUGUCUACUGAAUGACUUCUGCAAAAAAAACUUUCAAACUCUGAAGGCACAUAAAAAAUAAUAAAUGACUCUUCUUGUGAAGUCGGACACAUGAAGCUUGGAAGAGGAACAGAUAAUCUUGAAGCGCUGUGAGCUUUAUCUUCCUGUUUGUCUCUGUUUCAGCACCCAGCUACCUCAAGUGAUGACUAUCUCUGACUGUGUGAGCAGAUUUUGACAUUUUUGCCCAAAACAGAUGUUAUUCUCCCAGAGAUGACCCACUUCUUCAUGACUCAAGUGUCAGUGAUGGAAAAGUGAUCCUUCCUAAUUUCAGCUACUUUGUUUAAUGAUUGUGGAAACCUUUACUGUAAAGUAGAUGUGGCUCAGCUGUUUAGAAUAACUGAGUCACACACUUGUGGUCAAUAUAGGAACUGAAAACACUAUUGAAUGUGAUCCUUAUGAGUAAUCAGUGGCAUGUGCGAUUGAUUUGCUUCAUAAACUCUAUUGUACAGGGCUUUUUGAAGGACAUAUUGUGUUAGUUCCAUGACUAAUGUACAGUGCAGUAUUAUUAUGUGGUGAACAUCCAAAGUUUUCAUUCCUUGUUCCUGGAAUACACACAAAUAUGUCAUCUCAAAUUAUUUAAAAAGAGGUUUUCCAUCUUACAGUGAGGGUACAAUGGUUCCUGUGCCAUAGUAAUUAAUACUAAACAUUUUUUUCCGCAGCUUCAGAAAAUGUGGUGUAAGUCAGCGGACAGAUGUCAUUUAAAGGUCCAGUGUGUAGGAAUUAGGGGGGUAUAAUGGCAGAAAUAGAAUUUUUUUUAUAAUAAGUAUGUUUUCUUUAGUGCAUAAUCACCUGAAAAUAAGAAUCACUGUGUUUUCGUUACCUUAGAUUGAGCUGUUUAUAUCUCGUAGGAAGCCAGUCGCUGUCUAGAUCACCAUGUUGCGCUGCCAUGUUUCUACAGUAGCCCAGAAUAGACAAACCAAACACUGGCUCUAGAUAAAGUCAGUGUUUGUGUUUACAUCUCUUAAUGUAAAGCGUUUUUAACAAAAUAAAAUCUCCAGGUCUGUUUGUUUUGAAGAGGAGGAGACCUUUGCAGAAAAAUCUCUUGAUUGUCUGACUCAAAAAAAAAAAUUUGAGCACACGUUAGCAGGUGCUAGGCUAGCAACCCAUCUCCGGCAUGUCAAACGGGUAGGAAAAAACACUGAUUUGUAACAUGAAACUGCUUUAUUCAGUGUUUUUACCAGUUUUAAUCACAUGGUCCGUUUGUUUGGAGAGGAAGAGACCUCUGUGGAUAAUUCAGCUCACGGUAAAAACCUCCUGAACAAGAAACACUAAAAGAAUUCUAACCAGGAGUAGUUUCAGCUGGUUGCAAUCUGCAGUUCUCACAACUAGAUGCCACUAAAUAUCCUGAAAUCAUACACACUGUACCUUUAACAUGGUGUUAAGAUGAUGAUAUUUCAACACUCUGUGGUGUUCUAGAUGAUCAAUGUUGUACAAAUUAUUGUUUGUAAGACAAUUAUUCUUCUCUAGGAGAAGGUUUUAGUUGAUAAAUCAGAGCUCUUAUCCACCCUAAAGAAGUAUUUGAUCAGUCCUUGUGCUCAUGAUUUGCCUUCUUACUAUACAGCACUAACAUCCAGAAAAUCAGGACUUUGCAAAAUGUUUUGUAUCAGAUAGGGCUGCAACUUAAAGUUAUUUUAAUUAGCAGUUAUUCUGCUGGUUAUAUAAUAAUUGUUUAGUCAAAAUGUCAGUUUCUGUGAUCCUAUUCUGUGCCCCAUUUUUCCCACUGGCAGAAUUCCCCUUUUUAAUGUCUUCAUUUAGUCAAUUGACACCUUCAGCUGCUGUCGUAGCACUAUAUAUAUAAUAGACUGAACUUUUGAACUCCUGUUUGUAUGAGAUUUUCCACUCACAUGAGAUUUAUGUCUUAGUUUCAGCAGCUUUGAAUCACACCGUCUGCCUCCUUUUCCCUGUUAUUAAAUCGGCUCCAGAUUGUUGCUUCAUGUCCCGGAUUACAUUCUUGCCUUUCUUGUUUCUCCUGUUGCUGUUAAUUUUAGACAAGCUUGUUCGUGUGCAUAAAUGCUGAGAAUCACGCCCCUCAAGAUUGCACAAUAUAAUGAUAUUCGGUUAAGGGUAGAGUUUGAAACACAAGCUGCCUAUUCGAAAAAGGUCUUUUAAUUUAUUUCUUUAUCAUUUAUUUUUUAAUUAUGCACUUUAUUUUGUUGUAUUGUAUUUUAUUCUGUUUAUAUUGUCAUGUAUGGUUAAAUAUGUGGACAUAUAAUUAUUGUUGUGUCACUUUUCAUAUCUGUAAACAUGACUGUGUGUGCCAUAACUGAGCGGUAAUAACUUCAGGAAAAUGAAUGUGUACAUUUUAUAAUGCAGCUGUAAAUCAACCCUGACACUAUGACUUCACAGCAAACCUGACUUUUGACAUGUCGUCAUAUGUUGUCAACAUAAAGCGGAAGUUUAUAAUAUGA
Epinephelus moara (kelp grouper) is the source of this 4102-nucleotide messenger RNA. RefSeq names its product prostaglandin E receptor 4 (subtype EP4) a (gene ptger4a). The record is from RefSeq and is a predicted model, not a curated record. Lineage: Eukaryota; Metazoa; Chordata; Actinopteri; Perciformes; Serranidae. Gene Ontology annotation, biological process: inflammatory response; negative regulation of inflammatory response; cellular response to prostaglandin E stimulus. Gene Ontology annotation, molecular function: prostaglandin E receptor activity. The coding region runs from base 251 to 1609 and encodes 452 amino acids. The transcript is spliced from 2 exons. Gene Ontology annotation, cellular component: plasma membrane.